UUGAGUAUUCUUCCUGUAGAAGGAUAUGCCCGACUCAAGGGUGGAGAUGCCAAACGGCUAAAAUGAGGCAACCUGGACCGAGAGCCGCCAGACGGCCCGAGGAACCCCCGUAACCGGCUACCUGCAGGCUCACCUGAAGCUCACCAUAGGAUGUUGAGAGAAACAGCGGCCGUGUCAGCUGCGCCUGGGAAAUGAUCCCAGCAAUUGGGAAAAUAAGGAAAAAUAAGUCGUGCUGGACUACAAGACUACACUCAACCGAGUCACGAGCUUAAGAUACACAACUGUGCCCGACAUCACGUCGCAUGCCAGUGUUUCGAAGACCGGAGAGAUUACUACAGCAGUCAGUUGAGCAGUUCCGAUGCCAUGCAACCUGUCAGCGGUCACUAAAGAAACUGUACAUAUCAGUACGUCGGGUCAGGCAUGCUGAAACUGCCUGCGCGCUGGAUUGGCUCUGUGCCCGAGCCGAUUUUGGGCUUGCCGAUGGCAUGCACCUCGAAGCCGACCUUCUGCAGCCCGACGUGGUCCAGAAGAUUCCGACCGUCGAAUAAGAAGGCUGGCUUCAUCAUCUUGCUGUAGAACACGUCAUACUUGUAGGUUUUGAAUUCAUCCCACUCUGUAAGAAUGACGAUCGCAUGUGCCCCUUCGACAGCCUCGUCUGGCGUGUUGGUGAAGGUGAAGAGCUUGUCGUCAACUGUGACACCGUGGUACUUGAACUCUGUAAUGGCGUCCUCUCUCUGCACCUUGGGGUCGUACACGUGGACGAGCGCUCCAUCUUGCAUCAACAUAUCGCAAACGGUCAGCGCAGGAGUCUCACGCACGUCGCCGGUGUCCUUCUUGAACGCGAAACCGAAGACUGCAAUCUUCUUCCUGGAGAUGGUGUUGAACAGGGCCUUUAUGAUCCGGCCCGUGAACGUCUUCUUCUGGUACUCGUUCAUGUCGACCACCUUCUGCCAGUACUGAGCGCACUCGUCCAGGCCGAACUGCUCGCAGAUGUACACGAGGUUCAGGAUGUCCUUCUGGAAGCAGGAGCCGCCGAAUCCGAUCGAGGCGUUCAGGAACUUCUUCCCGAUGCGGCUGUCGGUGCCGAUGGCCCGGGACACCUCGCCGACGUCGGCACCCGUGCGCUCGCAGAGCCUGGAGAUGGAGUUGAUGCUGCUGACGCGCUGGGCGAGCACGGCCCGAGGAGCACACCCGCCGGCACACAACGCACAACACGCUCGGAGCCCCGCGCGGGCUUCUCUGGGGCCGGCGUCGGCCCCCCCCCCAUGCCCUCGCGCGCGGGGAGCGCGCCCACAGGGGCGGCGCGGGAGGCGCCGCCCGUGGGGGGGGACCGGCGCCGACCCGACAGCUCCGCGCGAAGCCCCGAAGGAGCUGCUCGUGCAGUCUGUGGCUCCUCGGAUGGCGUUGGCGACCAGCUUCGAGAGCUCGGAGCUCCAGAGGUUGGUGGUGAGGAUCCUCUCGCGGGGCACCCAGUGCGCGUAGAUGUCCACGAGCACCUGCACCGCCUGCUCCACCUGGCCCCCGAUGAGCACCCGGUCCGGGCUGUCGAGGUCCGUCAUGGCCGUACCCUCGGCCAAGAACUCUGGGUUCGACAGGAUGUAGAACCUCUUCCCCACGGUCCCUCCUGACUGCAGCUCGUUCGCUGUGAGCACGCGCUCGAGAGCCUCGGCCGUCUUCACCGGCACCGUGGACUUCUCGAUCACGAUCUUGCUGCGGUUGGCGUGCUGGGCGAUAGUCCUGCCCACGCUCUCGAUGAACUUCAGGUCGGCCGCGCGGCCAGCGCCCACGCCCUGGGUCUUCGUGGGCGUGUUCACCGAGGCGAAGAUGAUGUCCGCGUCCUCGAUGCCGGCCUGCACGUCCGUGGAGAAGAAGAGGUUCCUUGCGCCGGGGGGCGUCCACGAUCUCCUUGAGCCCGGGCUCGUAGAUGGGUAGCGAGUCCGAGUUCCAUGCCGCGAUGCGGGCCUCGUUGAGAUCCACGAUGUUCACCGUGAUCUCGGGGCACUUGUGCGCAAUCGUGGCCAUGUCGGUCCACCCACGUAGCCGGCUCCGAUGCAGCAUACUUUGUCCAAGCGGAUACCCAGCUUUGGGUGCACCUUGCCCUCCGCCAUCGCCGCUCAGGUACUGCCGGGCACGCGGCUCCUUGAAACUCGAGCCUGGCCGCGCUCGAGGUCGCAGCACGCGCCGAAACGGCU
Messenger RNA from Prorocentrum cordatum, 2192 nucleotides. Lineage: Eukaryota; Dinophyceae; Prorocentrales; Prorocentraceae. The record is from the annotation of a GenBank genome assembly.